AUGGUGGUGGUGGGGAUGAACCGUCGUUUCUUAGCAACCAGCGCGUGGCUGGGGUUUUCUAACGGAAUGACGCGAAAUCUACACACCGCUGGCACCGUUGGAAGGGGAAACUUCUUUGCGUACUUGUCACUGCCGAAAUCCCCCGAUUUGGAUGCUGCAGAUGUUCAGCGAAGCUACCACAAACUGCAGCGUCGUGUUCAUCCCGAUUUGGCUAACGUGCAAGAUGCCAACAACUCAACGGAACCGCCUGGCGGCGUGGUGGGAUCGGUAACGACAUCGACAACAACUGAUGUGGCGAAUGUUGAUGAUUCGAUGUAUGCCAAUUUGUCAUAUGAAACAUUGCGUGAUCCAUUCCGCCGUUGCAAAUACCUUUCUCGCUUGAGUCGUGCUGAAGCUGUAAAGGGACGUCCUCUGGAUCCGUUGGAGGAGGAAAUGCUCAUGAGUGACGAUGAUGGCCGUAAUGUGGAGGAUAACAAACGACUUCAGGAUGCCGGUGAGAACAUGAGCCUGCCAGAGGAGUUUCUUGCUGAAAUGAUGGCAGCCAAUGAGUACGUGUUUUCUCCUGAGGAAACAAAUGAGUACCGAGACAGGCUCGUCAUUCUCAUUGCUCAUCUGGAGGAACGCCACAUGGAGUGCUACGAAGCAACCAAGGCGCAAUGGGAUGCGGAGGACUUUCAGGGGUUUCGCCGCAGUGUUUUGGAGUGGACUUACGUGCGGAAUAUCCUUGAGAAGGCGAAAGACUGUCUUGGGAACAUUAACGAAGCGGUCCCAAAGGGUGUUUAA
This is a messenger RNA of Trypanosoma brucei brucei TREU927, 783 nucleotides long. RefSeq names its product chaperone protein DNAJ, putative. The record is from RefSeq and is a predicted model, not a curated record. The transcript has a single exon. Lineage: Eukaryota; Euglenozoa; Kinetoplastea; Trypanosomatida; Trypanosomatidae. Gene Ontology annotation, cellular component: mitochondrion. The coding region runs from base 1 to 783 and encodes 260 amino acids. Gene Ontology annotation, molecular function: ATPase activator activity; protein-folding chaperone binding. Gene Ontology annotation, biological process: protein complex oligomerization; [2Fe-2S] cluster assembly.